GCUCACAAACACAUCACACCAAGAUUCUUGGAGAUAUAUCUUUCUUUUUACAGUCACUCUUGUAAAUGGGAGCCAUGGUGGAUGCCAAGAAGGCGUUAGCGAUUGUACUGAUCAGCGUCGUCGUAUCACUCCUCGCCGGUGCCCCCACGGUGGUCCAAGCCUGUCUACCCUCCGAUCGCGCCGCCCUUCUCGAGUUCCGAUCAAAGCUCAACGAGCCAUACAUUGGCGUGUUCAAGACGUGGAAAGGCCAAGACUGCUGCAAAGGCUGGUACGGCGUGAGCUGCGACCCCAAAAGCCGCCGAGUCUCCGGCAUCACCCUCCGCGGAGUCUCGGAGGAGCCGAUUUUCCAGCGGGCGAAACGGAAGGGAUUCAUGACCGGCACCAUCUCGCCGGCGUUGUGUAAACUCACUCACCUCUCCGGCAUUACAAUCACCGACUGGGAAGGAAUCUCCGGCGUGAUUCCGAGCUGCAUCACGAAUAUUCUUGCCAUGAGACAUUUAGAUCUCGUCGGGAAUAAAAUCUCCGGCGUGAUUCCGGCGAAUAUCGGGAAGCUGGUGAACCUAAGGGUGUUGAAUCUCGCCGAUAAUAAAAUAUCCGGUGGGAUUCCUCCGUCGAUUACGAGGUUAACGAUGUUAUCGCAUUUGGAUCUCGUGAACAACAAUCUCUCCGGAGUUAUACCGGGAGAUAUCGGCCGGUUAAAGAUGCUGAGUCGCGUUCUCUUAACCGGUAACAAACUCUCGGGUCAAAUACCCGAAUCUUUAACCCGAAUCUACCGUCUCGCGGAUCUUGAGCUCUCCAUGAACCGAAUCACCGGCUCGAUAUCGACUUCUAUGGGGAAAAUGUCGGUGCUCGCGACGCUUAAUCUCGACGGGAAUUUAAUCUCCGGCGCCAUGCCGGGGACUCUGAUGAACUCGUCGAUCUCGAUUUUGAAUUUGAGCGGGAACCUUCUCGCGGGAAGGAUACCGAACACGUUCGGACCGAGGUCGUACUUCACGGUGCUGGAUCUUUCGAACAACCGUCUAAAGGGAGCGAUUCCGGGGAGUAUUACGACGGCGUCGUUUAUAGGCCACCUCGACGUGAGCCAUAACCAUCUUUGUGGGAAGAUUCCGACAUGAUCUCCUUUCGAUCAUCUUGAAGCGACGUCGUUUGCUUACAAUAGCUGUCUCUGUGGAAAGCCUCUCGGGAAGUGUCGGAAAUAAUUUAAUCAAAUCAUUAAGAAGUGAUUUGGGGGUAAUCAAAAGCUUGAUUUGGGAUAUGUUUAUUACACACUGUUACGUUAGUACAUUAUGUUCAUGUUGUAACUAGCCUUUUGAAAGAGGCAAAGCUAAAUAUAUAUAUAUAUAUAUAUAUAUAGCCCAUGUGU
Brassica oleracea var. oleracea is the source of this 1363-nucleotide messenger RNA. Its product is annotated as DNA-damage-repair/toleration protein DRT100-like. Bases 66 to 1115 code for a protein of 349 amino acids. Gene Ontology annotation, molecular function: protein binding. The transcript is spliced from 2 exons. The record is from RefSeq and is a predicted model, not a curated record. NCBI's taxonomy places the organism in Eukaryota, Viridiplantae, Streptophyta, Magnoliopsida, Brassicales, Brassicaceae.